This is a messenger RNA of Cyprinodon variegatus (sheepshead minnow), 1854 nucleotides long. It is a transcript of the gene lbx1b, whose product is annotated as ladybird homeobox 1. Gene Ontology annotation, molecular function: DNA-binding transcription factor activity, RNA polymerase II-specific; DNA binding. Lineage: Eukaryota; Metazoa; Chordata; Actinopteri; Cyprinodontiformes; Cyprinodontidae. The coding region runs from base 333 to 1151 and encodes 272 amino acids. The transcript is spliced from 2 exons. Gene Ontology annotation, biological process: regulation of DNA-templated transcription. The record is from RefSeq and is a predicted model, not a curated record.
AGCUCAGCGCUGGACUGCAACAUAGUCAAAGAGUGAAAGGGAAGAGGGCGAAAGUGCCACUGGAGAUAAUUGAUUAGCCACCAAUCAAUGAUAACUUGUUAGUAAUCUUCAACUGUUUGGACUUCGCCAUUUUCAGGGAGGCACCUCACUCCUGCGGAUCGAGAGUUUGAGCGCAUCCCACUUUGGAAUAACCCUAUCCUUUAUUCAUUUUUUUUUAUGUAUCUUUUUUACUUUGCCGCGAAAGUGGUAUGUGAUCUUUAUUUUUUCAUUCAUUCUCGGCGUUUUUGUAAGCUAUAAAAUCUCAAGCAACUAAACUUUUCCUCCAACCAGUGAUGACAUCCAAAGAGGUGGCCAAAUGCGACGCGGCGGAGAGCAGGAGGCGCAGCCCGCUGGACCACUUGCCACCUCCUGCCAACUCCAACAAGCCGCUGACGCCCUUCAGCAUCGACGACAUCCUGAACAAACCGUCUGUGAAGCGGAGCUACGCCAUCUGCGGCACGGCUCAUCUCAUCUCGUCCUCCGAGAAGCACCGUCCGUCCAGCCUGCCGCUGUCCAGUCGCGCACUGCUCACACAAACGUCCCCUCUGUGCGCCCUGGAGGAGCUGGCCAGCAAGACCUUCAAGGGACUGGAAGUUAGUGUGCUACAGGCUGCAGAAGGCCGAGAUGGAAUGACCCUGUUCGGUCAGAGGAGCACCCCAAAGAAGCGUCGGAAGUCCCGGACGGCCUUCACCAACCAUCAGAUCUACGAGCUGGAGAAGCGCUUCCUGUACCAGAAGUACCUGUCCCCCGCAGACCGGGACCAGAUCGCCCAGCAGCUGGGUCUGACCAACGCGCAGGUCAUCACGUGGUUUCAGAACAGAAGGGCCAAGCUAAAGCGGGACUUGGAGGAGAUGAAGGCCGACGUGGAGUCGGCCAAAGCCAUCGGCCAGGUACCGUUGGACAAGCUGGCCAAGCUGGCGGACCUGGAGAAGUGCGCUAACGGCACGCUGGGCCACCCGCGCGCCGAUUCCCCCGCGCGGGGAGGCCCGCAGGAUCACCCGCACGAGCUGGUUCAGAAACUGCGCAGCUCUCCGCUGUCUCCCUUCUCGGACCACACAACGAGCAAGGAGUGCUCGGAGGAUGAGGACGUGGAGAUAGACGUGGAUGACUGAUGGCUUUACGCACACACUGACAGAGAGAGAUGGUGGGGGUGGAGAUGAUCCUGCAGAGAGGACUUGUAAACUUACUGCUUAUAUGAGAACAUGUACCAAAACGAAACGACUUUUUCUAUCGGCACAGAUUCACAGUAAAGCAUGAGCGCAGAAAUAUGCAGUGAUGUAUUCAUUAGCGAACUUUUAUUGUUUCCAUCAAAGCAAUAUGGCCUAAAAAUAACCAGUUUUAUUUUUUUAAAGCAACGAACACGCAUUGGCAUGCACACACACACACACACACACACACACACACACACAUACACACACACACACCUGCUCUGUUGGUUUUCCAAUCCCCCCUCCACAAACACAUUCACCUCAAUAAAACAUCUGUUUCCCAUGUUUGCAUGGAAAUGCAUGAUUUGAUUUAUAAACAUAUAUUUAUUUUCACUUUUUUUAAUUAUUAUUUUAUUCCAAGAGCCAAGCCCUCUUUCAGUCACUGCCGGCUCUUCCUCCUCCGUGUCUCCAGAAAUCAGCCGGAAUAUAUGGUGAUUUCCCUCCCUCCACAGCUUUUAGAUUAUUGUUUGUAUACAAUAGAUUUACAGUUCUAUAAAUUUUGUUAUGUUUUGUACACCUGUAAGUGCCUUCCUAAAAUCAGGACAUUAUCUGAAAACCAAUGCACAGACUGUAUUGUAUAUAGGCUACGAUGGGAAUAAAAAUUGCU